Synchytrium microbalum is the source of this 2025-nucleotide messenger RNA. RefSeq lists its product as uncharacterized. Bases 1 to 2025 code for a protein of 674 amino acids. Gene Ontology annotation, biological process: apoptotic process; mitochondrial respiratory chain complex assembly. Gene Ontology annotation, molecular function: FAD binding; protein dimerization activity; NAD(P)H oxidase H2O2-forming activity. Gene Ontology annotation, cellular component: cytoplasm; mitochondrion. NCBI's taxonomy places the organism in Eukaryota, Fungi, Chytridiomycota, Chytridiomycetes, Synchytriales, Synchytriaceae. The record is from RefSeq and is a predicted model, not a curated record. The transcript is spliced from 14 exons.
AUGUCGGGUAGAAGCAUCCAAGUGCUAUUGCGUCGCAUACCAUCUAGUAACAUACGGACAAUAUCGUCCAGGGUUGCUACGAAAUCAUUGGGACCUGUUUUCACGUCAUAUCUCGCAACAAGGCAGUACGCUUCUCACGGCCAUUCCCAUUCGGAAGGAGCUUCUCAUGGUGAAGAUGCAUCUGGCAACUAUGACAGAUUAUGGCUACUGGGUUCUGUGCUUGUCUUUGGACCUGGGUUCUGGUAUCUGACACAACCAGCUGCCAAGAUUGCUCCAUCACAUGAUGACCAUGGAGAUGCAUCGCAUGCUGGAGCUUCAACUCCGACAAAAAUACACAAGGACGAUGAUGAAACACAAACUGAUGUUACCCCUGUGUCUGAUGACCAUGCUGAAGUUCCAAGCGAACCGCCAGCUGUACAAUAUGUCCUAGUGGGAGGCGGUACUGCUGCUUCAAGUGCUGCUGAGGCCAUCAAGGAAAAGGAAACUGCGGCGGAUGUAUUGAUCAUUACUGAAGAGGUGCUUAUUGAAAAUCCCCCUGAUGAACCAAUUGUUGCUGUACUUGUUUCUGAAGUUGAAGGGAAGGAGGAAGAAUCUCAAGUUGAGGUGAAGGAGGAAGACUCCAAAGUUGAAGUGAAGAAAGUAGAAGAAGUGUCGAAACCAGCAGCAAAAGACGAUGGAAAUGUCUCGGAUGAGGAGUACAUAGAGGCCUACGCUCCAUAUAUGAGACCGCCACUGUCAAAGGAAUUAUGGUUUGAAGCCGAUAGUAGUUCAUUGAAAUUCAAGGAUUGGAAUGGGAAAAGCAGGGAUCUGUUUUAUCGACCAGAGAUAUACUACACCCCGGUCGAAAAGUCAUUGGCCUCUCUCCACAAACCUCAGGAUGAUUCAAAAAAAGUGCGACUUUUGACUUCAACACGGGUAACUCGUAUAGAUCCUGAUGAGCACUCCCUUACACUCGACACUGGGAAGACAAUCAAGUAUUCCAAGAUUCUCAUUGCAACAGGUGGCACGCCGAAAGGACUUGAUUCCUUUGAUUCUCUACCUGCAAGUUCUAAAAAGCAUGUCCACAAAUACCGAUCUGUACAAGACUUUAAACAAUUAGACCAAUUAGUCAAAUCACAGAAGUCUGUUGUGGUCAUUGGUGGAGGGUUCUUGGGCAGCGAACUAUCUGUUGCGCUCGCCCAAAGGAAGAAUUCUGGAGUCAAGGUCACCCAGAUCUUCCCCGAAGAAGGUAACAUGGCAUUGGUAUUUCCAAGGUAUCUCACAAAGUGGACUAGUCGUCGACUAGACAAGGAGGGUGUAACAGUCAAACCAUCAUCAGUUAUUUCAUCUGUCAAACCAAGUAAAGAUGACAAAAUCACAAUCAAUCUCAAGUCCGGUGAACAAGUCAUCGCUGAUGAAGUUGUAUUGGCUGUUGGUAUUCAACCUAAUGUCGACGUAGCUAUUGCAUCUGGACUGGAAAUCGAUGAUACACGAGGUGGUAUUUCGGUGAAUGCUGAACUUGAAAACAGGACAGAUGUUUUUGCUGCUGGUGAUGUUACCAGUUAUCAUGAUAUGGCGUUGGGAAGGAGACGUGUAGAACAUCAUGAUCAUGCGGUUAUGUCGGGACGAACUGCUGGUGAAAACAUGGUUGGGAAAAAGAAACCAUACACUCAUUUAUCCAUGUUUUGGAGUGACCUGGGACCAGCAAUUGGCUAUGAAGCAGUUGGUGUCAUCGACUCUUCGUUAUCAACAGUUGGAGUAUGGGCAAAGGGCCAUGAUCAAAUAAGACCACCUUCUCCAGGUGAAACGCCAAAACCUGUAUCAAACAAACCAUCCAAUCCAGAAACAACGUCAAACACAAAGGAUGAUGAGGAAUAUGGCAAAGGUGUUGUCUUCUAUUUGUCGCCAGAGAAAAGAAUUGUUGGUGUUUUGAUGUGGAACGUUUUUGGAAAAGUCCCUCUUGCUCGUCAAGUCAUCAAGGACAAGAAGACAUUUUCAGAAGUCAAUGAGAUUGCUGGAUUGUUUAAUGUGCAUGAUACUGCAUAG